This is a messenger RNA of Nipponia nippon (crested ibis), 1203 nucleotides long. The record is from RefSeq and is a predicted model, not a curated record. Lineage: Eukaryota; Metazoa; Chordata; Aves; Pelecaniformes; Threskiornithidae.
AUGGCUGCUAAGAAACUAAGAAGAGCAAGGUUGUCUCAGGAGCUGUGUGAAAGGCUGAGUCGCCAUCAGAUCACUACCUGUCAGGACUUUCUGUGUCUUUCCCUCUUGGAGCUAAUGAAAGUGACGGGACAGAGCUACUAUGAUGUGCAGAAGCUUCUUUGUAAAGUCAGCCGAGCUUGUGCUCCCAAAAUGCAGACAGCUUAUGAAAUGAAACUGAGGAAGUCUGUCAAUCCCUCUUCAGCCUUUUUAUCUACCACUCUGCAUAGUUUGGAUGAAGUCUUGCAUGGUGGAGUGCCCUGUGGAUCCCUCACAGAGAUAACUAGCCCACCAGGUUGUGGCAAAACUCAAUUUUGUAUUAUGAUGAGUGUUCUGGCUACACUGCCUGUAAGCAUGGGAGGACUAGAUGGGGCUGUUAUAUACAUUGACACAGAGUCUGCAUUCAGCGCUGAAAGGUUGAUUGAGAUAGCAGGAAACAGAUUCCCUACUUACUUUGACUCAGAGGAAAAGCUGUUCUGCAUGACCCGUAGCAUUCACCUGUAUCGAGAGCUGACCUGUGGCAGUGUACUGAAGAGGAUUAUGUCUUUGGAAGAAGAAAUUAUUUCAAAGAAAGUUAAACUCAUAAUAAUUGACUCUGUUGCUUCAGUUGUCAGAAAGGAGUUUGACACAAAACUCCAAGGCAACCUGGCAGAGAGAAGUAACUUUUUGGCUAGAGAAGCAUCAAUGCUGAAGUAUUUGGCAGAGGAGUUCUUAAUACCAGUUAUCUUGACGAAUCAGAUUACCACAUCGUUGAGCAAUGGCUUUGCGAUCCAGGCAGACCUGGUGUCUCCAGCUGAUGAUUUGUCCCUGUCUGAAGGAGCUUCUGGAAGUGGGAAGAGGGAAUCUGGUUGUGUGACAGCAGCCCUCGGCAACACAUGGAGUCACAGUGUCAACACCAGGCUCAUACUACAAUAUCAUGACUUGCCGAUAAGACAGCUCCUGGUUGCUAAAUCCCCCGUUGCUCCAUUCUCUGCUUUUUUCUACACCAUUGAGAAAUCAGGCUUGGUUCUUCAAGAUGGAAAGGACCAAACAAAUUUAACCUGGGAAGGAACCAAUCCUGCUCUGCAGACCAUACGAGUGAGGAACACUGCCUUGAAAGAUACUUCACUUGAUGCUGCUUUACCCAGCACUAUUGGUGAAACUCCGAACAAUACAUCCAAUCUAUAG